AUGUGUCAUCGGUCAAGAGGAAUAUAUCGCAAUACCAAAGAUCUGACGGCGAUGAUCCUGACCAAAAUUUCUAAAGACGGACUGGACAUCCAGAACUGUAGGGGACAAGCAUACGAUAAUGCUGCUGUGAUGGCUGGAGUACAUACGAGAGUCCAAGUGCGCAUUAAGUCCAUAAAUCCGAGGGCACAGUUCGUAGCUUGCACAAAUCAUUCCCUGAAUUUGGCUGGGAUUCACGCCGCUUCGGAGGCCGUGCAGUCUGUCACUUUUUUUGGAACUGUGGAACAAGUCUUUGUAUUCUUUUCCUCGUCAACUCACCGUUGGGGUACCCUCACAGCUGUAACUGGUCAAGGGGUGAAGCGCUUGAUUGAAACCCGCUGGAGCGCAAGGCACGAAGCAGUGGAGGCAUUUAAAAACCACUUUUCCGAUAUUCUGAACGUACUGGAGAAACUCGCUAGCGAUACAAACGAGAACAUAGUGACAAGAUCUGAAGCUGGAUUGCUGCUGAAAGCGCUGCAGUCACUCUCGUUUCUAUGCUAUCUUGGAUUAUGGAGCCAAGUUCUCAAAGAAGUCAACGAUGCCCAAAAUUAUUUGCAAACCAAAGGGUUAAAUAUCGAGCAAUGUGCAACCAAGGUUCCUGCUCUUCAAGAGUUUUUGGUAGGCAACCGGAAUAGUCUCGUUGACAACGCAUUUAGCUAUGCAAAGAAGCUUUGUGAUGACCUUUCAAUUGACUUGGAGCCUCGCCGACGGAGAAUACGGAAUGAUAUUUUCGGAAACGGAUCCCAGGGUGCAGUACUGUCUUACGAAGACGAAUUGCGACGAGAAAUGUACACAUUACUUGACAGAAUAAUACAGGAGAUGACGUCAAGAUUUCAGCAGCUUCAGGAUUUAAGUGAGAAGUUUUCGUUUCUGACGCCUUCGAAGUUGUUAGAUCCCCAGUAUGUCUGUGAUUUGGGUGGCACUACUGACGAGAUUAAUCAGGCAGAAUUUUUGGUGGAGAGACAACGCCUCCAGCAGUUCAUCGGUGCAUCCGACCGACACGAAAGCCUUAAGAACGAAGGACCACUGGAGCUUCUCCGCUUUAUCCAGGAAUUCAGUCUCGGCAUUUCGGUCCCAAAUAUUGUGAUAAUGCUGCGCUUGUUUUUAACUCUAGCUAUCAGUGUAGCAAGUUGUGAAAGAAGCUUCUCGAAGUUAAAACUUAUCAAAAAUUAUCUUCGUUCCACUAUGACUCAGCUUAGGUUGUCAAAUUUGGCUAUAUUGUCAAUCGAGCAGACAAUGACCAACCGGUUGAGCUUUGAUGACGCUAUCAAAGAUUUCGCUACUCGUAAGGCUCGAAAGAUUUUUUUGGAUACUCCAUUCGAUCAGCAUCAAGUGUUAAACAAGGAAAUGGCUCCUAAAUCAGCAACAGAAAUAGCUGAUAUGGAGUCAGUACCUUACCAAGAAGCGGUAGGCAGCAUUUUAUAUACCUGUUCAGGUACACGACCAGACAUUGCCCAGGCCGUCAGCGUAGUAAGCUGGUUCAAUCAAAACCCAGGAAAAGUUCACUGGACAGCUGUAAAGAGACUUUUACGCUAUCUCAAAGGUACCGUUAACUUGAAGCUGAAGUAUAGCCGUGAUGGAAACGCAGUUCUGGAAGAUUCAGCGAUGCGGAUUGGACUUCAAGGAGGUGCAAUUUCUUGGCAAAGCGAACGCCAAAAAACAGUCGCUUUGUCAACAACAGAAGCGGAGUACAUGGCGUUGUUCAGCGCCUGUCAAGAAGGAUUGUGGCUACGCAAUCUACUUAAGGAAAUCGACCCAUCAGCAGUGUCGCAAACAACAAAAUUGAGUUAA
This is a messenger RNA of Ooceraea biroi (clonal raider ant), 1827 nucleotides long. RefSeq names its product zinc finger MYM-type protein 1. NCBI's taxonomy places the organism in Eukaryota, Metazoa, Arthropoda, Insecta, Hymenoptera, Formicidae. Gene Ontology annotation, molecular function: protein dimerization activity. The record is from RefSeq and is a predicted model, not a curated record.